Messenger RNA from Eremomyces bilateralis CBS 781.70, 334 nucleotides. RefSeq lists its product as uncharacterized. The transcript has a single exon. Lineage: Eukaryota; Fungi; Ascomycota; Dothideomycetes; Eremomycetales; Eremomycetaceae. The coding region runs from base 85 to 270 and encodes 61 amino acids. The record is from RefSeq and is a predicted model, not a curated record.
GGACCUACCAUAAUCAUUGAAAUUAUUCCGAGCGAUCGAUACCUCUCCAUUGCCAACUUUAUCAUUUUAAACGACAAUAGUAACAUGACCUCCCAGCCUGCAAAGCUUAACCUUUUCGAAUUCCUCCACCUCAUCUCACCAAUCCAGCCGACCACCCCAAGUGGCUAUCCAUCCCCAUCAUUCAUCUGGCUCGGCAUUUGCGUCGCCAUAGUCAUUUUAGUCUGCAUCUUCGACUCCAUUAAAACCUUCCGCCGGUGCUUCUUCUUGUAGCACGAUGAACGACGCGGAGAAAAUUCGCCAGCGCCUGGUCCAAAUCGGAACCUCGCUCAACGAU